AUGUCAACGAAUUACGCACAUCGCAUAUUUCGAGUUCUGAUUCUUCUCUCACUCAGCGCCGCGUUACUGCGAGGCGAGGCAGCUUCCGCAAGAAAGCUCAGCUUAUUAGGACGCAAAACUACGGUGCGUGUGUACAACAACCUUGGAGAAAACAUCAACCUCAACCUACGUUGUAAAUCGAAAGAUAACGAUUUCGGCCCCCACUUGCUACAAAACGGGGAUCACUUUCAGUGGAAGUUCCGUCCGAAUUUCUGGGGGACAACGCUGUUUUCGUGCAACAUGCAAUGGAAAAACGUGACGGGGGGUUUUAAUAUUUACGAGGACGCAAGAGAUUCCGACAGGUGCGUGAACUGUGUGUGGAGAGUGACCGAGGAUGGUGUGAGAGGGUAUAAUAAGGAUGAGAAUGGUGUCGAACAAAUCUGGUUCCGAUGGGUUCCGAAACCCCCGCCAAAUUCAUUUUCUUACAACGUUAGUAUUAAUUUAUCUUAA
Messenger RNA from Erythranthe guttata (spotted monkey flower), 489 nucleotides. Its product is annotated as S-protein homolog 29. The record is from RefSeq and is a predicted model, not a curated record. NCBI's taxonomy places the organism in Eukaryota, Viridiplantae, Streptophyta, Magnoliopsida, Lamiales, Phrymaceae.